CGAGUCGUCUUCCUCGCAGAGUCGCAGCCAAUUUGCAGACUCGCAAAAUUUCUUCCGGUUCAGAAGUGUCCAGAUCUGGCGCGCCUUGCAACGCCUCCUCACGCCUUCCCCGGGCUAAACGUGCAACUCGCGAAACAGCCGACCGCCUCGCUCCGACGCGCUCGCCGACGCACGCGAAGGCAUGCCUUUGAAAACACUGCUUGUGAUAUCAAAGCCGUCGUCAUCAGCAUCCUACAGCUACAAAUUAGUGCCCUGGUUGAGCUGGGAUGAGUGGCUUUUCGUAGACGAAUCUCUCUUUUCGAAUUCACCUGAUUCUGUGGCCUCCGCUUUAAGAAGAAUAUCAGCAUGGAGAAGCAGAGGUUGUCUUCCUGUUGUAAUUGAAGUUACGGCAUCGCUUAUUGAUAUUCAGCAAAAAGAUCCUCACUUUAGAAAGCACCAGUCAAAUGAUGCUUUGGAUAAUUGCAGAGCAGAUCAAUCAAGUGAUGCUUCACUUUCAGACGAAAUGCUGGCCAUGUUAUAUUGUAUGGCAAUCAUGAGGCUUGUGAAUGGUGUUGUUGAGAAGACACGGAAGAAAACAGAGGUGUCAAUUGCUGUGGCUGCUGAUGCAAUUGGCAUUCCACGUACACUGAUUGAUAUUCGUCAUGAGGGAUCUCACCGUGAACUUCCCGCACUGGAGGUUGUUCGUAGUGCUUCAGUUAAGGCCCUUGAUUGGUUGAAGUACUACUACUGGGAGCCUCAGAAGAAGGCAAUUCCAUUUCAUGGUAAUGAAACUGCUGACAUCAGAACUGAGAUAAGGUCGAAAUUCCAUGAAUUGGCUUUCUGCUUAAGAGUUAAGAACACUCCUCUGUCGCUAUCUUCAAAAGUCAAGGAAAAACGUGGUUCUAAGAAAGACCUUACCAAGAUAUUGAAAAGUCUUGUAGGGUUGUAUGCUUCCUUCUCCUCAGAAGUUGUUUCUGUACUGUUGGAGAUCUUGUUGAAUGCUAUAAAUAUCUCAGAUUCCUCGAAGCUUCCAGUAAACACCCAAAAUGGUCCGAGCCUACAUAUUUCAUUGAAUGAGUGGAAGCUUGUGAUAACAAAAUUUUCAAAUAAGGAACCAGAGUUACUUCUGGCUCUCCUGAAUGCAGCUCUUGAUAUGAUCGAGACUCAAGAAGCAGUGCUAUUUGAGACAGGAGGGGUUUGCACAUCAUCAGACCAUAGGGCAGAGAUACUCCAAGUUGAACACCUCUCUUCUCUGUUUAAGUGGCUGGUUGGGAAUUUUGAAGGAUUAAAGCCUCAUCUUGAAAAAGAUUCUGCACCUGAGAUCAAAGUUUCUGUAGGAGAAAAAACGAUAUCGAAAGCUAUUCUGAUGGAACUCCUACGUAAAUGCCUUGUUCUAUCAGCUUCUGCUAAUAACCAGCUCAUGGAUUCUGCCGUCCAUCUUGGACAACUGACAGGGGACAACUACCUAUUGGGAAAACUGAACAAACUCUCUUCAUUAGUUUCAUCAAAUUUGGAUGUUACUGAAGAAUAUGAUUCUCUUAAACAUUCAACUAAUGUAUUUAAGAACGAAGACGAAUCUAUAAGUGAAGCAGCAAAGAAGCUAGAGAUGAUUAAACAGCGCAAAAUGAAGAGCAAAGUAGUGAAGAGAACAGAUGGUGAUGCCAGAAAUACUAACAGAUGGGUUCUGCCAAAAUCAUGGAACCCGUGUCCAAUUGGAAUGUUGCCUCGAGCUGUUGGGUCUUCUGGUUGCCUUCCCGUUCUGGACUUUAAUACUGUUCCAGAAAAGGUUUCUCAGUUACUAGGAAGAAAAGAGAACUGGGAAUUGAACCAGUGUAGUGGCAAGAGAGAAGCUAGUUCCGAUUUACAGCUACUAGAUAACCGAUGCGUUAAGAAGUUGAGGGAAACAGAGGAUGGCUGUGUAUCAGAUAUUGAGCGUGUUUUAUCCACAGAAGAUGUCAGUGGUCAUCUCAUGAUAGGCGGGGUCUGGAAGAAAGUUGGGGAAGAAGAACUACUUGCCAUAAAGUCUGCUGUAAGGAUUUGGCCACACAAAAAAAAGCCUGCUGUAAGGAUUGGGCCACACGAAAAAAAAGAGCCUGCUGUAAGGAUAUUAAUUUAGUCACUGAUUUAUUCAAAGCUAGGGUAGGUCUAAUUUUGGAAGCUUUUGUUAGCAUCUAUGCAGUUUUGAUUUAUAGUGGUGAUAAAUUAGCGACCGAAGCAGUUUUGAUUUAUAUUUUGUAGUGCACUAUGUGAUUAUCUGGGUUAUAAAAGUUGUAGCCAGAGUAACAUUAGCUGGCGGGUUCUUCUAUUUUAGCACUCCACCAGAGAUUUUUUUUAUUUUUUUAUAGACUCACCAUGGUUUAUUUUCACUAA
Messenger RNA from Prunus avium (sweet cherry), 2349 nucleotides. RefSeq lists its product as uncharacterized. Lineage: Eukaryota; Viridiplantae; Streptophyta; Magnoliopsida; Rosales; Rosaceae. Gene Ontology annotation, cellular component: preribosome, large subunit precursor; Las1 complex. The record is from RefSeq and is a predicted model, not a curated record. Gene Ontology annotation, molecular function: endonuclease activity. Gene Ontology annotation, biological process: maturation of LSU-rRNA; maturation of 5.8S rRNA.